Strongylocentrotus purpuratus (purple sea urchin) is the source of this 4303-nucleotide messenger RNA. It is a transcript of the gene polr3e, whose product is annotated as DNA-directed RNA polymerase III subunit RPC5. The transcript is spliced from 18 exons. Bases 78 to 2204 code for a protein of 708 amino acids. Gene Ontology annotation, biological process: DNA-templated transcription. Gene Ontology annotation, cellular component: RNA polymerase III complex; nucleus. Lineage: Eukaryota; Metazoa; Echinodermata; Echinoidea; Camarodonta; Strongylocentrotidae. The record is from RefSeq and is a predicted model, not a curated record.
CAUGGGCUCAACUUCUCUACUUACUUUUGGAAUUACGCCAUCUUACGUCAGCCGGCGGGUUAACACGUGAAAACACGAUGGCUGAAGGAGAGUCAGAUCCCGUUGUUGAAGAGGUUGAUGUCUACCUUUCAAAGGAGUUGGCGGAUAACCUUUACUGUUUUCAGUAUCCAGUUCGUCCUAGUCACAUGUCCUAUGAUGAGUUUGAGUACACCUCGGCUCGGAUCAAGCCAAAACAGAAGAAGUUGGAACUGGAGCUGUCUCUGGACACACAAACUGAUCACUAUGCUAAAGGAAAAGGAGAGCAGAUCGCCCUCAACGUAGAUGGAAUAAACAGCACAGAAAACAGGUCUUUCAUGAGUGAUGUGAUGGACCGUCAGAUGUUGACUUCUACCAACUCAAUGGACUCUAUGGCUAAAUAUGCAGUAGGAGUCUUGAAAGGAGGUGAGCUGCACCUCACACCUCUUCAUAGCAUUGUCCAACUCAGACCAAGCUUUGAAUACCUGGACAAGGCUGACAGCAAGAUCAAACAAGAGAAGAUGGAGGUCGAUGCUGGAGACUCCCAGGAUGAGGAGGAUGUCAAGCCGGUCACUGUGCAGAUGGUCAGGCAUGAGACUGACCAGGCCAAGGCCAGACGACUCGCCUCCUACGAGUACCAUGCCAAGAAGAUGGCCGAGGAACAAUGGAUCCACAUCCAUCACAGAGCUCUUGAAGACUAUGAAUCAGAGAGAGAAAGAGAGCACCUGUUCUGCCAGGCAAUGGACAGCGAGAUCAACCAGCUUUCACUGCCACCAAAAGAUUAUUUAACGUCGCUGAUUCCUGAGAUGGAGGAGGAUUCACUCGCCAAGCCUAACAUGCCAGUCAACAUUCUAUCUAUGUCACAACUCAAGACAAUGUCAUUGCCAGAUCAAGUCAGGGCUCUCCUAAUCAAUGCAAAAUCAAUCCGUUUCUCUCAGUUGAUGACCAUUCUGCCCGGAAACUAUGACCAGGUGUCGGUCCUUCGAGCCCUUCAGAUGGUAGCCCUGCUGGUCCAGGGCUGCUGGGUCGUCAAGAGUGAGGUGUUGUACCCCAAGGAUACCUGCAGUCCCAUAAGUGGAGUAUCAGCUGAGAUCCUGUGUAGAGGAAGAGACUAUGUGAUGUGGAGAUUUACUCAGAGUCGAUGUGUGGUGAGGAAAGAAGUAGCAUCUGUUACAAAGUUGCAAGCAGAAGACACCAAAGAGAUUCUUGAGCAGAUGGCCAAACCCAAGGUUAAUCUGGGUUGGGAGUUUCUCCACGAAUACGACAAGGACUUCGUCGACCGUCACUCUGAAGUCCAUCAACGCCAGCUGAUGCUAUGGCAGAACAAGCUCCAGCAAAUUUCCAAGAUCUUGAAAAUUCCCAAACAUGAGACAGAGAAGAAAGCCAAAGUGAAAAAUGAAGUUGAAAUUAUUUCUGGUGCGGAGCGAGUCAAGACAGCACGCAGCCGAGCUCGUAGCAAGUCAUCCUCAAUGUCCGACUCCAGUCCAACCAAGUCAUCAUCGACGACGAACAACAUGGAUCCAACCAAUCACGUCAUAGACUUAGACACUUUCACCCCUUCCCAGCAACCCUCGCGCAUACCCACCAUGGCCUCUCUAGAGGGCAGCUCACAUCUCACAAACUCGACCGGCGAGGGCGGGAGCAGAAACCGAAGUCGUUCAAACUCCAUGAGCAAUACCACCAACGGGGGCGCGGGGGCGUCGACCGACGGUGGUGGUGGUGGUGGGGAUUUGAAAAGUGAACUUAGAACUUUCCUGGGGGAUACCUUCCAGGAGCAUUCCAUUUUGAGCAUCACCCAGAUGAGGAAGAUGCUGAUGGGAAGACUGACCGAGUGUCCUCCAGGUCACGUGCUGGGGUCGGGGGUCACCGAUCAGCUGUUGGAAGAGUGCGCCGAGGAAAUUGGCGGAACCCUGCUUCAAGUUGCAUGGCCAUCUCAGUACAACGAUGUACCAGAUAAGAGAUUAUUCUGUAGAACGGCCCUUGGUGAAUCACAUGACAAGUUUCGAGGGGUAAUCAUCGAUCUGUUCCGAGAGAACUUUAAAGUGAAGAAGACCCACAUCAUGGAGCAGUGCAAAGAAAUUUUAGGAGAGGACCCGCCUAGUAAAGCAGAGUUUGAUAGAAUUCUCAAAAAUGUAUGCAUCUUCAAGAGCCCCCACUGGUACUUGAAAGGAACCAUACCAAACUCAUGACGAAGGCUGCAUACCUAGGCUCAACUUUUAUUUCAAUUUCAAGUGAAGAUAGUGAUUAUUUUCUUUUUAAUACAAAGUAUUACGAGAUGUUAUUUGUUAGUUAUUUGUUAUCGUUUUAUAAUUUAGAUGUUAUUUUUAUUUACUCUAAUGAAUCAACAGUUUCUCUUUCUAUAAAGGAAAAGAUUAUAUUUCAAAACUUACUUCAGCUUUGCAGUAUCGGAGAAAAGAGUAUGUACUUAUGGGAAGAUUUCACCCCACUUGUUAUACUACUAUAUGGACAUGGAAACUGGGAAAGAUUUAAUUAUAUUAACUAAUUUCUAGUGCAGUGUUGCAUAUUGCACGCAAAAACAAUUGUUUUAUUAAUUUCCAUUGGAUCUCUAUCUUUGUUAUUACUGUUAAUAGAGUAUGUGAUAAACCUGUACAUUUCUAGAUGACGUCAUAUUUUUGUUCUACAGUCUACAUACAUAGUUUAAUAAAUCUCAAUUAAAGGUAAUACAAAGUUUUGGGACAUUUAGAAAAUUGGGUGGAUAGUGAUUCUUUACAAUUUGAUAUAUUUGGAUGCCCCUGUGGAUAUAUUAUAAGCACUAGAAAAUUAAGCCCCUAAAACACUUCUGCUUUCAAGAAAAAUUGGAUAUAAAAAUUUACCGGUGCUCCCGGUAAAUUUUGAUAAAUUUCAAAUAGCACCUACGGCCGUACAAUGGUAGCUGCGACCAUGAGAAUCUCAGAAUAUGUAGUUGUGAUAUAUAAUUUCCAAACAGGAAUAGCUAAUCGGUCGAUAUUUUCAAGAAACAUUAUUUUAUAGCUUAAUUAAUAUCUUGACAUUGAGAGAGAGCUAAACAACAUAAAGAGGUUAUUAUUUACAAUUUCAUAACUUUAGGCUCGAUUUAAACCGCAACAAUGAUCACUGAAUAUUGUAGGAUCGCAUAUGCUUCCAAUAUGUUCAUUAGAACCAAAUUCAUGACCCAAUACCAAAACUUUGUAUUACCUUUAAGUUCUUCUUAUCUUAGUGUCAUCAAACACAUUAUUUUGUCUUUCAGUUAUUGAAAGCACGUCAGUCAGUUGAGCAAGCAAUUUUUCUACAAUAUAUAUUCUGAUCAUGGCUUCGAUAACACAAAGUCGCACAAAACCUCAUGAACCAAAAUGAGUCUAAUCAUUGAUAACAUGCUCCCUGACAUAGUGUUGUGUUCGUCAUUGGAAGCAGUGUUUAGAUUAUUAGAGAACAACUGGUAACGUCACCCAUUUGUGUGAUCAAAAGUUUUGCUUUUACGUGCCUAAAACAUGCAACAACAUUUCCUAUAUUUGUAAUGGUCUAUUGUCAUUUUUGUUAACAGAAUAAAAUUUAAAUAACUGUACCCUGAAAUUCUUCAACAUAAUUACAAGUUGAUAAAAUUAGAAGUGGUCAUUUUUUAGCAUCACCAGUAUAUAUAAUAAAUACAGAUGUAUUUAUCAUAUAUACUGGUGAAGCUAAACCCUCACUGUUUAUUGUGCUGUUUAAUGGUUAGAUAUUUAUGUUACAAAGUUCAUCUUACCAUUAUGUACCAAGUAUUUCAAAUACAUAAGAGAUAAACAGAGAUAUUGAUUCUUAAAAAGAAGGAUUGUCAGCUGUCAUUUUGCCUUUUUUUGUAUUGUUUGUAUGAGUAUGGCAGUUGCUCAGUGUCAAUUUUGUACACUGAAAAAAUGUCUAGCUUCAAGCUUGUGAAGUGACCAACACUAUGCCCAGCCCUAAUCCUAACCUUAAGUCCACUUUCAACCCUAACCAGUAACCAUAACCCUAUACUUCCGAUGAAAUAAAACCUAAAGCAAUUGUCACUGGAUUAAUUGUUGGAGCACCUUUGCAUUGUGUGAAUUUUCAUCUUAGACAAGUUGUUACUUAAAUUGCAUCCCUGUUAUUGUCAUCUGAGCAAGAAAAUUACAUGUAUUUUAAUUUGAUACACAUACAAUUUGCUUUCCUUCCAAUGGUAUGGUCAUUUUAUUUUUCUAAUAUUUGUUGAGUGAUAAUUAGCAAGGUCCUUAUGUCUUCUCUCUCUCUGGCCCCAGGUUGAUUGCUAACUAUAUGUGCCUAUUGCAAAAUAAAGAAUAUACUGUACAUGCUCUUCAGA